GCACCGGGGCACCUAAGCAGCCAGCCUAGUCGGCGGGAGCCGCAUCAUCAGCUGCUCAUCGCCCUCCACUUUCUACAACCUUCUUUCCGCGAUUCACCUGACAACCUGCUCCCAGAGCUCUACUAUUCUCCCGACCCAUCCUCCGCUUCAACCGUCUCCUCCCCGAUCCGCCAACAAUCACGUCCCCAACCGGACCUCUCGAAACGUCUACCUAGCAUUGUACGACUCUUCAUCACCAGCACGACAGCGGAACCACCAUGUCCAACGCGAAGUACACCCCCGCCCCACAACAGGACCCUGACGACGUCCCGGCGGGUCCUGCAUACAGCCAGGCGCCACCAUCCUAUCAGGCCGCCGACGACGAGGCCCGUCUCUUUGCCGGCGAGGCUCGAUCUUCUGAAGACCUCCCCGAUGACUUCAAGUUCGGCGGCUCCGUCGCUGAGGCGACGAUCGACAUUCGCAACCAGUUCGUCCGCAAGGUCUACACCAUCCUGACCGUGCAGCUGCUGGCCACCGGCGCCGUGAGCACCAUCAGCUUCGUGUCGCCAGCAUACAAGGAAUGGAUUCAAGGCCACCCCGCGCUGGUCUUCAUCUCGAUGUUCGGCGCCAUCGGGAUGAUGCUCCUGACCUACUGGAAGCGUCACUCGUACCCGACCAACCUGCUUUUCCUGUCCGGCUUCACCCUUCUCGAGGCCUAUACCAUCUCCGUCGUCGUCUCUUUCUACAAGACCUCUAUCGUCCUUAACGCAGUGCUCCUGACCGCGGGCAUCUUCGUCUUCCUCACUGCCUUUGCCUGCCAGACCAAGUACGACUUCACCUCGUGGAUGCCCUAUCUUUUCGGCGGGCUAUGGGGGCUGAUCCUCUUCGGCUUCAUGGCCGCCUUCUUCCCCUACUCCUCGACCGGAGAGCUCAUCUACGGCGGGCUCGCCGCCCUGAUCUUCAGCGGCUACAUCCUCGUCGACACCCAGUUAGUCAUGCGCCACCACCACGUUGAGGAGGAGAUCGCCGCGGCUAUCAGCUUGUACCUAGACAUCAUCAACUUGUUCUUGGCUAUUCUGCGCAUCCUGAACAGUCAGCAGAAUAAUUAGGGUGGCCAUGGAAUCGCCCUCCGCGACGCAAAGAACGGGCAAAACCUUGCAGGCAUUUUUUUGGCAUACCACAGGAAUCAUGCAGGCCUGGCUGGAAUUUGCAGCGGUCCUUCUCUAAGUUAUUCCUUUUGGGUCGCACGACCAAGUGCUGUGACACCCUCAACAGCGCACAAGUCUGGCACGCCGUCCACAACUCUCACCCUCAGAAUUUGGGUCUCUUUUAUUGAUGGGUAUCAGAUUGGCGGAUAAUGAAGGAAAGACUCAUUGGCGUUGGGAUUGUAACUGCUUUCAAGUCUGACCCUUCUUACAGUUCCAUUCCAAUCAAUUUAAUUCUCAAUCCAACAAUGAUAAUCAUAUGCAA
Molecule: messenger RNA, 1449 nt
Organism: Diaporthe batatas
Lineage: Eukaryota; Fungi; Ascomycota; Sordariomycetes; Diaporthales; Diaporthaceae
Exons: 2
Coding region: 258-1088 (276 amino acids)
Cellular component (GO): membrane
Source: RefSeq, a predicted model, not a curated record